Messenger RNA from Cryptomeria japonica (Japanese cedar), 876 nucleotides. Its product is annotated as receptor-like protein 53. Gene Ontology annotation, molecular function: protein binding. The coding region runs from base 1 to 876 and encodes 291 amino acids. NCBI's taxonomy places the organism in Eukaryota, Viridiplantae, Streptophyta, Pinopsida, Cupressales, Cupressaceae. The transcript has 2 exons. The record is from RefSeq and is a predicted model, not a curated record.
AUGGCUAUUUCUCCAAUUCACUAUGCCUUUAUCAGUGCAUUUUUCAUUAUCCUGUUUACAAAGCCAUGUAUUGGUCCAUUCAUUUGUCCUUACCAGGAAUCCCAGGCUCUCCUUUCCUUCAAGGAAGCCUUGAAUGUUUCUGAUGGUACUCUCAGUUCAUGGGUUAAUGGAAGCGACUGUUGCUUCAGAUGGGAAGGUAUAUCCUGCAAUUAUUUCACCCGCCAUGUAGAGCUGGUUAAUUUGACUGAUUACACCAACCACACAGAACAGGGUUUGCAGAAAGGAGUCAUAUCGAGUAGUUUGUGCAACCUUCCUUUUGUCAAAUUACUCAUCUUGAAAAGCAUCGGAUUAACAGGUAAUAUCCCUUCCUGUUUGGGAAAUCUGUCUUAUCUUCAGCUUUUGGUGUUAAAAAACAAUAGUUUGACUGGGAUAUUUCCCCCUGCAAUUUGCUUGCUCACAAAUCUUAGCUAUCUAGAUGUAAGCAUUAAUCAACUCGGAGGAAUCCUGCCACCAUGUCUAGGAAAUCUUACCUUUCUGCGUAGACUCAGUGUCCAUUACAACAAAUUGACUGGGCAAAUCCCAAUUUCCUUGAACAAACUUUCCUUGCUCAAGUUCUUGAGUAUUUCCGGUAACAAGUUCAAUGACAGCCUUCAACUCACUGGGCUUUCCUCCCUCAAUUUACUCUUUGCUCGUGAUUUUUCAUUAGCUGAGAACAUUUCUUCUUCGCAGUUAGCAUUGCCAUCCUCUAUAAAGGUUCUGUGGCUUUCCCACAUUAUCAUUUCAGAUACUCUAUUUCAAAACCUUGCAGAGUUAAAAUUUUUUGUGAACAGAUGGCUGAAACUUAACACUUUGAAGGAAUACAUUAAUGCAGCUUAA